Messenger RNA from Hibiscus syriacus, 1486 nucleotides. RefSeq names its product guanosine nucleotide diphosphate dissociation inhibitor At5g09550-like. The transcript is spliced from 14 exons. Gene Ontology annotation, biological process: protein transport; small GTPase-mediated signal transduction; vesicle-mediated transport. Gene Ontology annotation, molecular function: Rab GDP-dissociation inhibitor activity. NCBI's taxonomy places the organism in Eukaryota, Viridiplantae, Streptophyta, Magnoliopsida, Malvales, Malvaceae. Gene Ontology annotation, cellular component: cytoplasm. Bases 100 to 1434 code for a protein of 444 amino acids. The record is from RefSeq and is a predicted model, not a curated record.
AACUCUCUCUGCUUUUAAUUUCAAUGCACAUUCAUUCUCAAUGAAAAGAAAAAAAACUAAGAAAAAUCCUUGUGUGUUUAAGAACAUAUUCAUUCAGCCAUGGAUGAAGAGUAUGAUGUGAUAGUCUUAGGGACUGGUCUUAAGGAAUGCAUUCUCAGUGGCCUUCUCUCCGUUAAUGGGCUCAAAGUAUUGCACAUGGACAGAAAUGACUAUUACGGCGGAGAAUCGACUUCACUUAAUCUUACGCAGCUUUGGAAACAUUUCAAGGGAGAUGAGAAGCCUCCGGAAACGCUAGGCGGAAGCAGGGAUUAUAAUGUUGACAUGGUUCCCAAGUUCAUGAUGGCCAAUGGCAGUCUGGUUCGAAUUCUCAUCCACACUGAUGUUACCAAGUAUCUUAACUUCAAGGCCGUGGAUGGUAGUUUCGUGUACAACAAGUCGAAAAUCUACAAAGUACCGGCGACCGACGUUGAAGCACUGAAAUCACCAUUGAUGGGGCUGUUUGAGAAGCGCCGUGCCAGAAAGUUCUUCAUUUAUGUCCAAGACUAUGAGGAUGACGACCCAAAAUCUCAUGAAGGACUAGACUUGAAUGUAGUGACGGCGAAAGAACUUAUCUCAAAGUAUGGGCUAGAAGAUAAUACAAUUGACUUCAUUGGUCACUCCCUGGCACUUUACAGUGAUGAUAGUUACUUGGAUCAGCCAGCUUUGAGUUUUGUUAAGCGUAUUAAGCUCUAUGCAGAGUCAUUGGCUCGGUUUCAAGGAGGAUCUCCUUAUAUCUAUCCACUAUAUGGACUGGGAGAAUUGCCUCAGGCAUUUGCACGUUUAAGUGCAGUUUAUGGAGGUACUUACAUGCUCAACAAGCCCGAAUGCAAGGUAGAAUUCGGUGAUGAUGGUAAAGUUAUCGGUGUGACUUCCGAAGGGGAAACUGCUAAGUGCAAGAAAGUUGUUUGUGAUCCAUCUUAUUUGACCGAUAGGGUUCAGAAGGUUGGAAAAGUAGCGCGUGCCAUCUGCAUAAUGAGCCAUCCUAUUCCAGAUACCAAUGAUUCGCACUCGGCCCAAGUUAUUCUGCCUCAGAAGCAACUCGGCCGUAAAUCGGACAUGUACCUUUUUUGUUGCUCAUAUGCUCAUAAUGUGGCUCCCAAGGGAAAAUACAUCGCUUUCGUUUCGACAGAGGCCGAGACCGAUGACCCCAAGGUAGAGUUGGAGCCCGGAAUUAAGCUACUGGGACCGGUGGAUGAGAUAUUCUACGACACUUACGACAGAUAUGUCCCGACUAACGACCACACAGCCGACAACUGCUUCAUAUCUGCUAGUUAUGAUCCGACGACACACUUUGAAACCACUGUGAACGAUGUGAUCCAGAUGUAUACUAAGAUUACUGGAAAAGCUCUUGAUUUAUCCGUGGACCUGAGUGCUGCCAGUGCGGCUGAAGAAUGAACUCUUCAAACUCUGUUUUCUUUUUGGUGUUGUCUCUGUUCUGUCUUCAUCA